AUGGCUUCCAACAAGCUUAGUGCACUCAUUGUAUUGUUUUCUCUUCUUUCUUAUACCACAUUUUCACAUGCUUGUGGUUCAUGCAAACCACCUACACCUGAGGCUAGCCCACCUCCUUCAAAAUCUCAAAAAUGUCCAAGGGACACCUUAAAGCUAGGUGUUUGUGCUGAUGUUCUAGGACUUGUUAAUGUUGCUCUUGGAUCACCUGCUUCAAGCAAGUGUUGUGCAUUGAUUCAAGGUUUGGCUGAUUUAGAUGCAGCACUUUGUCUUUGCACUGCUAUUAAGGCUGAUGUUCUUGGUAUCAACUUGAAUGUUCCUAUCACACUCAGUCUCUUACUUAGUGCUUGUCAAAAAUCUGUUCCUUCUGGAUUCCAAUGCUCGUAA
This is a messenger RNA of Vicia faba (fava bean), 384 nucleotides long. NCBI's taxonomy places the organism in Eukaryota, Viridiplantae, Streptophyta, Magnoliopsida, Fabales, Fabaceae. The record is from the annotation of a GenBank genome assembly.